Molecule: messenger RNA, 503 nt
Organism: Tilletiaria anomala UBC 951
Lineage: Eukaryota; Fungi; Basidiomycota; Exobasidiomycetes; Georgefischeriales; Tilletiariaceae
Exons: 5
Coding region: 91-363 (90 amino acids)
Source: RefSeq, a predicted model, not a curated record
UGACAACGAGCCGUCAGCGAUCAGCGCCUGUCGGUUCCUUGAAUAUUGUUAUCCAAGAGCAUAGGAAAUUCUAGAAGGAUUUGAUGAAUUAUGGCGACUCGUCAAUGUGAACCAAAGAACAUUUUCCUCUUGCAUCUAUGGUCAUUUUAUUGCGCCUGCGUCAGCAUCGUUUCUAAGGUCGUGCUCGCAAACGUCUACGAUUCCUCACGACCGGGCAAGGUCGUUGAAGCCAAGGAGAAAGAAGUCGAGAUCAAAGAUGGCAGUGUAGCCAUUAGGAUCAUCCAUGGUGGGCUUUGCGGAGCGGACUGUGAGUCCAUUCACGCUUGCCCAUCGGGUAUAAAAUUGUCUGACCCGUGCAAAUGACGUCGUACGACAGGGUGCAAUUCCUCUAGGAAGAUGAUAUGGUCCUCGGCCACGAGCCUGUAGGUGUCGUCGAGCAAGUUGCCCCAAAGCUUACGAGUGUCAAGGUCGGCGACCGCGUAGGCUGGGGUUACAUCCAAGAC